Messenger RNA from Heterobasidion irregulare TC 32-1, 369 nucleotides. RefSeq lists its product as uncharacterized. NCBI's taxonomy places the organism in Eukaryota, Fungi, Basidiomycota, Agaricomycetes, Russulales, Bondarzewiaceae. Bases 1 to 369 code for a protein of 122 amino acids. The record is from RefSeq and is a predicted model, not a curated record. The transcript has 3 exons.
AUGGGCUCGAACGAAGGGCGCAGACAGAGGCGACCAGAGCCCGACCCCGGCCAGCCUCCGCGGUGCAAACCCUCCUCCCCCUCGCCCUCGCUCCCCCGCACCCCCUCUCCCCGCCUCUCCCGCCUCUCCUCGCCGUCCGCCCCACCUCCCCCCCCACCUCCCCCGCCCACUCCGGGCCAAGCGCCGACCCGCGCCACCGCCCGACCCGCACACAUCCUUUUACUCAAGCGCCCUUAUGUCGCCUUCCUUCGUCCCCACAUCUCGUCAAACAACCCACUCCCCUCCUCGCCGUCUCCUCCAGAGCCCCCCCACUCACUCAGACGCCCGGCCCGUGCUUGCAGCCCCGGCCCUUCCAAGACCAUUCGAUGA